CCCGAAAUUAAUUACUUUAGAAAACGGCAAGAAAUUUCUACUAUACAAGGGGUAUACCUACUGCUUUGGAUUCAAGAGUAAACUCGGCAACCGUUGGAGAUGCACCCUAACGUCGGAUUGCAAGGCGUUCAUCAUGGUGACCAACGAUGGUAGGCUGAUACGAGCUACAGGUACUCAUAUGCACCGACAGCAGAAGUACCACAUACUGCCGGAUGGAAGAUACGUGAAAAUUUAAUUGCCGAUAUCACGCCAGAUAAACUUGGGAUAGAUGAAAUCACAAUGAUAUCUGGGAAAAAGUACCUGAGGGUCUUCGGGUAUACCUACGAGGGAGCGCUCAAGCUGAAAUACUCCAUGCGCUACCGCUGCAGCCAAGGCUGUGGAGUGUAUCUUUACAAAUCGUUCGACGUCACAUUUGCUCUGUCACAGAGAGGCGGUCGUCUGCUUAUCUUCAACGGGUAUUGCUACAGUAUGCAAAAGUUCAGGAACGACUAUUUACACUGGAGGUGUACGAUGGUCCAGCCGGGUACAGCGAAACGUUGCACCGCAAAGCUUUACACUACCAUAGAGUACAAAGUAAUAGAAGAUAUAGGAGAACAUUGCCACAAGAAACCUAAGUUUACAAAGAAGAAUAAUACAAUCAUCAGAAUCUACUAGAUUCUUAACACGACUUGUUUUUUAGAUAUAUUUAAAUAUCUUUGUGUUUUUAAACGCUUUGCUACGGCGGCACUGUUUACGUGUUCCUAAUAAAAUAAAGUAGUUUAAAAAUACUAUAGAAAUAUUUGUUUAAAGAUUAAUUUAUUACAGUUAUAUUUAGUAUUAACAUUACACUAUUUACUGUAUUUGUCACCAAAGACCGUUUUCGUGCUUCAUAUAU
Messenger RNA from Vanessa atalanta (red admiral), 874 nucleotides. RefSeq lists its product as uncharacterized. The transcript has 3 exons. The record is from RefSeq and is a predicted model, not a curated record. NCBI's taxonomy places the organism in Eukaryota, Metazoa, Arthropoda, Insecta, Lepidoptera, Nymphalidae. Bases 280 to 654 code for a protein of 124 amino acids.